Paraglomus occultum is the source of this 2907-nucleotide messenger RNA. Lineage: Eukaryota; Fungi; Glomeromycota; Glomeromycetes; Paraglomerales; Paraglomeraceae. The record is from the annotation of a GenBank genome assembly.
AUGCCUUCUAAAGAAAAAAAUAAAAAAGACGAGUAUGGAGCCGAGAGUAUUCAAGUCCUAGAAAACAUUGAAGCGGUUCGCAAAAGACCCGGAAUGUAUAUCGGUUCCACGGACGAACAAGAAGUAAUUGAUAAUUCAAUCGACGAAGCCGUUGCUGGUUAUUGUAGUCAAGUUAAAAUAACUCUUUCUGCUGAUCAAAAAAUUAUUACAGUUGAGGACAACGGACGAGGAGGUAAAUUUGAUAACAAGGUUUACAAAACUUCCGGUGGACUGCACGGAGUUGGAGUGACGGCUGUCAAUGCUCUCUCGGCCAACUUAAAAGCAGCCAAUGGAAUUACUAUUACUUUCACUCCGGACCCAAAAAUUUUUCAAGAGUUCACCUACUUUAAAAUUGAAACUAUUCAAAAUCGUUUAAAAGAAUUAGCUUAUCUCAAUCCCAAUGAAAAAUAUCCAAAUCUAAAAGUAAGUGUUUUAAAAGACGAUGUUUUAGAGGGUUUAGUAACUAUUUUAGCGGUUCGGAUGAAAGACCCCCAAUUUUCGGGACAAACCAAGGACCGCUUGGCUAAUAAACCAGUUCGGGAAAUUGUCAAAAAUGCGACUUAUGAUUUAGUCAAAAAGUUUCUCCAAGAUCAUGGAAGUAGUGCGGAAGCAAUUAGUCGCCAAAUUAUAACUACCGCUCAAAAUCGGGUCAAGUAUGAGGAGUAUGAAAAAUCUUUGCGCGAAGGAGGACGGAGCGCUGCUUUACCUGGCAAACUAGCCCCUUGUAUUUCGAAGGAGAUUGCUAACAAUGAGUUAUUUAUUGUCGAAGGAGAAUCAGCGGGAGGUAGUGCUAAAUUAGCCCGUGAUCCGUAUAAUCAAGCUGUUUUACCAGUCCAAGGAAAAAUUAUUAAUGUGGAAAAGGCUGAACGAGCCAAAAUCCUGGAAAAUGAAGAAAUUAAGAACUUAAUUAACGCUCUCGGGUUUAGUGUCAGUGAAGCUACUCAAAACCAUUAUAAUCGUUUUCGAACUAAAUUAGAAGCCGAGAUGCAAUUACAAACUAUAGUUGAAAAAACACAACAGGAUUUGUUAAAAAAACUUCGUUACGGCAAAAUAGUGAUUAUGACCGAUGCUGACCCCGAUGAAACUAAGUAUUUUUAUAGUGAUCAUGAAUUAGAAGUUUAUCAGCAAGAAAAUAAGGGAACUAUCGGCCGUCUGCAACGAUUUAAAGGUUUGGGAGAAAUGAAUCCUCAACAAUUGCGGGAAACUACCAUGGCAAUCAAAAAACGUUGCCUUCAUGAAUUACUUUUCCCUAAUCCCCCUACUAUCCGGGAAAUUAUUCAAGAUUUAAUGGGUUCAAAGAGCGAACCCCGCAAAAAACGUUUAGAAAGUGGUGAACACAAAAACGCUCAAUUAACAGUAAUUGAUAAUAAAGUAGACAUUGGACAGGCCUUAUUAGUAAAAUUUCUGGAAUAUGCCUACGAAGUAGUAGAGGACCGGGCUCUGCCGCAAUUAUAUGAUGGAUUAAAACCAGUUCAACGAAGAAUACUUUAUACUCUUUAUGAAUUAGGAUUAUUGUCAAACAAGCCACAUCGGAAAGCGGCCAAGGUAGUUGGGGAUGUAAUUGGUAAAUAUCACCCUCAUGGUGAUCAAAGUGUUUAUCAAGCCAUGGUGAAAAUGGCUCAAGACUUCAAUUAUCGCUAUCCGCUCAUUGAUGGACAAGAAAAGGAACCAAAAAUAUUACCGGCUAAUCUUAACCUAUUAUUAAAUGGCUCUAGUGGUAUUGCGGUCGGAAUGAGUACUAAUAUUCCACCUCACAAUUUAGGAGAAGUGGUUGAUGCUACUAUUAAUCUUAUUCAGCAACCAGAAAUUAGUUUAGAACAAUUGAUUACUUAUCUGCCAGCCCCUGAUUUUCCCACUGGUGGCCAAAUCUUAGAACAAGAAAAGUUACAUAGCAUCUAUGAAAAAGGCGAAGGAACCAUUUACAUGCGGGCCAAGGCCGAAAUUAUUUCUAGCAAAGGUGAAAAGGAAAAGAAAGAUUUAAUACAUAUUACUGAAUUACCUUAUAAGGUUAACAAGGCUAAAUUGGUCGAAAGUAUUAGUCGGAUAAUUAAAGAUAAAGAUAAAAUAGAUGUUAUUCUCAAUCAAUUAUACAAGUCCACUAAAUUGCAGAGUACUUUUGCCGUAAAAAUGCGGGCUUUAAUUGAUGAUCAACCGAAAGUUUUUUCUCUAAAGGAAGUUUUAGAAGGAUUUAUUAGCCAACGUUUAGAAAAUAUUCAGAAAAAGGCUCGAUUUAUUUACAAAAAGAAUCAAAAAGAGUUAAUUAAUUUAGAAACCCGUCGUUUCAUUAUCGAUAAUUAUCGCGAAAUUGCCGAAAUUGCUCAUACUUCCUCUUCUGAUGAAGAAAGAGAAAAAAAAUUAAAAACUCGUUUCAGUGCGGAGUUGAAAAAGUUACAAGAACAAUUACGAACAAUACAGGAAAAGUCGGAUGAUUCGUCUGAGAAACCAAGUAAUUUAGAGCAAGAAGCGAUUAACCGUAUUUUAGAUACUCCCGCUAGUUUCCGUCAAUUUACUCCUGAACGAAGGGAAAAAUUACAAAACGAUAUUAAUAAACUCCAACAGGAUAACGCUGAACAACAAUCAAUAAUUAAUCAGCAAGAGAAAAGAAAAGAAAAAUUAAUUCAAGAAUUACAAGAAUUAAAAAGCAGUUAUCCGCACGAUAAAAGAAAAACUACCGUUACUUCCAUCCAGCAUUCGAUCGAAGAAAGACAAUUGAUUCCGCAUGAAGAAAGAAUUAUUUUACUGAGUCGCUCAGAAAACAAAAAAGAAAACAAAAUCAAUAAUUAUUUAACGGUUCAUAGUUUGGCAGCCGUGGAGCCAACUAAUAUUCCUAGCCAAGGAAAAGAGUUAAAAACUAGGGGAGAUAAUUGA